Messenger RNA from Drosophila teissieri, 498 nucleotides. RefSeq lists its product as uncharacterized. Lineage: Eukaryota; Metazoa; Arthropoda; Insecta; Diptera; Drosophilidae. The coding region runs from base 1 to 498 and encodes 165 amino acids. Gene Ontology annotation, biological process: intracellular cholesterol transport. The record is from RefSeq and is a predicted model, not a curated record. The transcript is spliced from 3 exons. Gene Ontology annotation, molecular function: sterol binding.
AUGUCCAGCUUCAAGAAGUUCUCCCUGUGCCUAGUGCUUUCCAUUAUGUGGACUUUGUUGGCAGCCAGCACGCCCAUUAGGCAAUGCGCCGACAGCAGCUAUCCCCAGCCUCUGAUGGUGCAAAUCGACGAUUGCGACGCCCUGCCCUGCGAGUUGUGGAAGGGAAGCGAGGCCAAGAUCGACAUCCAGUUUGUUGCCACUCGCAAUACCAUGAAGAAGCUAUCGGCCGAGGUGCAUCUGACCUCGCUGGGAGUGACCAUACCCUAUGACCUGGAAGCCUCCCGUGGCAAUGUGUGCAGCAAUCUGCUCCACGGCGCCUACUGUCCCCUGGACGCUGGCGAGGAUGUGACCUACCAGCUGCUCCUGCCGGUGACCACCAACCAGCCGGAGGUGCCCACUCGCCUGGAGGUGCGCCUGCUGGACUCCGAUGAUGAGAAUCGCGUGGUCUCCUGCUUCCUGGCCGACACUCGGGUGAAGAAGCCCAGCUCGGCAGCCUAG